Molecule: messenger RNA, 1410 nt
Organism: Dictyostelium purpureum
Lineage: Eukaryota; Evosea; Eumycetozoa; Dictyosteliales; Dictyosteliaceae
Exons: 2
Coding region: 1-1410 (469 amino acids)
Source: RefSeq, a predicted model, not a curated record
AUGAAUAAUAUUAUUAAAGGUGCAUCAAUAAUUUUAGGUUCGGCUAUUGUCGGAAAAAGUAGUUAUUCUUUGAUUAAUUGUGAUGAAAAUAAAACUGAACACACAAGUAAUUUAACAACACCACCAACAACCAACAAACCAAAAAAAUGUUGCAGUUCAAAAAAGAAGUGUAUUAAAAAAUCAAAUAAAAUUAUUUCAAACAACCACCACAAUGAUAAUAAAGAGGUAAAUGAAAAAUUAACAAAUAGCACCAAAAUGAGAAAAGACUUGGCAAAAGAAAUCUUAUCAUGGAAAGAAGCUAAUUUUGUUCCAGGUAUCAGUGUUUGUAUUCAAAAUGAAGGCGAAACCAUUUAUAAAGAGGCAUUUGGAUACUCUGAUAUUGAAAACGCCAUACCAAUGAACACAUCAAGUAAAUUAAGAAUUGCAAGUAUUUCAAAAGCAUUAACUGCUAUAGGUUUAGGUGUUUUAAUGGAUGAAGGUAAAAUUAAAUUAGAAGAUUCAAUACAAAAAUAUGUACCAGAAUUUCCAAAAAGUCCAAACUAUCCAGACGAGGAAUUAAGUGUUGGAGAUGUAGCAUCACAUUUAGGAGGUAUUAGACAUUAUGGUAAAAAUAGAGCUACAGAGUUUUACAGUGUUGGAAAAUAUAAAACAUCAAAAGAAUAUAACCCACACAACCAUCCAAAUCCAUUACAAAUGUUUAUAAAUAACCCAUGGGUAGAAGAUUUAAAUAAAACUAAACCAGGUCACUACUAUAGCUAUUCAACUUUUGGUUAUACAUUAUUAGGAUUGGUCAUCGAAGAAGCAUCAGGUAAAGACUUCCUUUCAUUUAUGAGGGAAAAGGUAUUUAAACCAUGUGGUAUGUACAGCACUUUACCAGAUGAACAUGAUACUUUAAUUCCAGGACGUUCGAAACAGUAUGCUUUAAAAUUCAUCCCCAGAAGCACUCAAGAAAUUGCAGUAUCAGGAUAUAACGAACCAAAAGUAGUUUUAUGUAAUGCAGAAUUUACAAACUCAUCCUACAAAUGGCCAGGUGGUGGUUUCAUUUCAACAGCUGAAGAUUUAUGUCGUCUUGGUUCAACUUUAUUAAUUGGAAAUCUUUUAAAAACCGAUACAAUCAAAAGACUAUUCACACCAAAUCCUCCAAAAACUGGUAAAUCACCACAAGAAUAUGCCACUGGUUGGAUCUAUCAAAAAAAUAAUGAAGUUAAAAACAAUGAUAGUGGUAAAGGUGAUAUCAUCUACCAUACAGGUAAUGCUGUUGGUGGUUCAACUGUUUUAGUUACAAUGCCAAAUGAAAGAAUCGUUGUUACAGUUUUAGCAAACCAAGAAAAAACAUCAGGUUCAAUAGCUGAAUUUGGUUUUAAAUUAGGAAGAAUCACCUCACAAUAUAAAGACAACUAUACAGAAUAA